GCGAGCGCGAUGGUUGAGAAGGUGAUUUUAGCCUAUUCCGGUGGUUUGGAUACCAGCUGCAUUCUGAAAUGGCUGCUGGACAAGAGCUAUGAGGUGAUCUGCUUGAUGGCCGAUGUCGGACAGAAGGAAGACUUUGAGGCGGCGCGUCAGAAGGCCUUAAAAAUAGGUGCUUCAGAGGUGAUUGUCACCGAUGUAAAGGAAAAAUUCGUUGAGCACUACAUCUGGCCUGCCAUACAAAUGGGUUUGAUCUACGAGGAACGCUAUCUGUUAGGCACAUCUCUUGCACGUCCCUGCAUCUCCGUCGCGCUGGUCGAGGCGGCUAAGAAGUAUGGCGCUAAGUAUAUUGCACACGGCGCCACCGGCAAGGGUAACGAUCAAGUGCGUUUUGAGUUGAACGCGUAUGCGCUGCUACCACACAUUAAGAUCAUCGCUCCAUGGCGUGAUGAUGAAUUUUGCAAACGCUUUCAAGGUCGCUUGGAUCUCAUCGAAUACGCCAAGAAACAUGGCAUACCAGUAAGUGCAAAACCCGCUGCCCCAUGGAGCACAGAUGCCAACAUUCUGCACAUCAGCUACGAGUCAGGUGUUUUGGAGGAUCCCUUCCACGUUGCACCCGAAUCUCUAUACGAAAUGACCGUCGAUCCCAUCACCAAAGCACCAAAGGCACCUAAACGCCUCUCCGUGCACUUCAUCAGCGGUCUACCUACUCGCGUAGUUGAUCAGGCGACAGGCAAAGAGUACACAAAACCUUUCGAAAUACUACAGUUCUUGAAUGAGGUAGGCGGUGGCUACGGCAUCGGUCGUAUCGAUAUCGUGGAGAAUCGUUUUGUGGGUCUUAAGUCCCGCGGCGUCUACGAGACCCCUGGCGGUAAUAUACUCUUCACCGCACAUCAAGAUUUGGAGGUGUUCUGCCUAGAUCGUGAGGUCCUACGCACCAAACAGGUUUUACGCAAUCGCAUGGCCGAUUAUGUCUACAAUGGUUUCUGGUUCAGUCCAGAGGCACAAUAUGCACGUCGUUGCCUUGAGAUCUCACAGGAGCAUGUAAGCGGUGAAGUAGUGAUUGAACUGGCGCCAGGUUAUGCGCGCGCUAUUGCCCGCAAAUCGGCCAAGGCGUCGGGCGGUUUGUACAACGAAGAGCUGGUCUCAAUGGAUGUACAUGGCGGUUAUGUGGCGAACGAUGCGAGCGGUUUCAUUGCCAUCAAUUCGGUACGCAUCAGGGAGCAUGUACGCGCUUUUGGCGAUUACGAGCUGCAUUGAGGUGAAAGUUGUGGGAAUUGUGAAAUGGACGUCUUUGCAAUAAAACUACUUAAAAAAAAAAACCUGAAAUGUGAGGGUUCUUUUAAUUUGGAGCUCCGGCUUAUGGCUUGUAUUGUAGAGGGCGCUUUCUCGGGGGGCUUUCUGGAACAGACACCUACACAAGUUUGGGACACAUACUACAUACAUACAUAUGUAUGUAUGUUAUUAGUUUAGUUACAGUUCAAUCAGCUCACGAACUUCCGACAUCGACCGGAUUGGCUACCGAGUGAUUCCUUAUAGGCGGCGUACACGGUGCGUCUGACUCGCGAGUCGAUUUGGAUGGGUUAGUGAAAAUAAAUAUGUGUUAGUUACACCGAUAUGGCUCGGAAUGACUCAACUGUGUGUAGUCGAAAGUCGAGUCAAUACGUACAAAGAUGACUCGGUAGUCAGACGCACCGUCUAUGGUGCCUAUUAGAAAUUCGAUUCCUGGGAUCAGAAGAUACUUUUAUGAUAGUACGCUCGCUUUUUUGAAGCGCUUUAAAGUACAUACAUACAUAGUUUAAAAGAAAAGAUAAGCUAAUCAAGAUGAGAGAGACCUGAAAUCUUAAGAGUGCAAUUGUGUUACCCUAGUCUUGAGGUUUUAUUUUUGUGUACAAAUAGUAAAAUAAAUUAUGUUAUAAAUUUGACGUUAAUUAACGGCGUCAGACAUCACACUGAUAAGAAACCACGCGACAGAAAAGAACAACAAAAGCAAAACCGU
Messenger RNA from Rhagoletis zephyria (snowberry fruit fly), 1993 nucleotides. RefSeq names its product argininosuccinate synthase (gene Ass). The record is from RefSeq and is a predicted model, not a curated record. Lineage: Eukaryota; Metazoa; Arthropoda; Insecta; Diptera; Tephritidae. Gene Ontology annotation, biological process: urea cycle; L-arginine biosynthetic process. Gene Ontology annotation, cellular component: cytoplasm. Gene Ontology annotation, molecular function: argininosuccinate synthase activity; ATP binding.